GACCUUUGGUUACCGUACUUCAACAUCACCACGGACAUCACUGCCUCCUCCAUGAGGGUCCACACCGACGGCUCGUUGUGGCGCUACGUCCGGGCCAGCAUGUCGCUGUCCGGGUAUUUGCCGCCGCUAUGUGACCCUAAAGAUGGCCACCUGCUUAUGGACGGGGGCUACAUCAACAAUCUUCCUGCUGACGUGGCUCGCUCCAUGGGGGCCAAGGUGGUGAUCGCCAUCGACGUUGGCAGCCGGAAUGAGACCAGCCUGACCAACUAUGGCGACUCCCUGAGCGGCUGGUGGCUGCUGUGGAAGAGGUUGAACCCGCUGGCAGAGAAAGUCAAGGUUCUGAACAUGGCAGAGAUCCAGACGCGGCUCGCCUACGUGUGCUGCGUUCGGCAGCUGGAGCUGGUCAAAGACAGCGAGUAUUGCGAAUACAUCCGGCCUCCCAUCGACCGAUACGGCACUCUGGAUUUUGGAAAAUUUGACGAGAUAGCGGACGUGGGAUACCAGCACGGGAAGACGCUGUUCGACGUGUGGCAGCGCAGCGGGGUGGUGAGCAGCAUGAUGAAAGACAGACACCAGGAGGAGUUCCAUAAGACUAAAGCCGGCCAUGUGGUCACGUGUCCCAACGCCUCCUUCACAGAUCUGGCAGAGAUCGUGUCGAGGAUCGAACCCGUGAAGAACGCCGCCGUUAGUGAGGACAUCUCUGACGAGUAUCAGACGGACUACGACGAAGAGGCCGUGGAGAGCGCUCUGUCUGACUUUGAGGCCUUCACCCCCGGCAGUGAGCACACAGAGGGGGAGGACACGGCUGAGACUGAUGAAGAACUUCCAGCUCAGCACCAGCUUAAGAGCGCUCCUCAAAGAACUCACCUGUGAUUGUGACUCUGAUGACUCCGCCCCCUGCAGGAUGAAAGCAGUGUCGCGGCCGCUGACUGAUCUCAUUUUUGCACUUCAAGCUGCUCUCAUGAAGGAGCGUGUACGGAAUGAUCGCAGCAUUUCAGUAGAACUCGUCUGGACUUCCCAGCAGGAAGGCUUCAGGAUCGGCUCUCGCCCAUCCCCGCAGUGCCAUUUCACACUGACUGAAAGUGGAGGCCAAACCCCAGUUCCUGGAAUAAAAGCUUCACGGAUCAAAGCUGCCAAACAGAGCCUUUGUUUCAGCUGAGACUUCACUCAGACCUGGAACUCAUCCGAGCUUCGGCUUUUCUUUGAAGACAUCCGAGCUCUCUCUGACUGUAGAACAUGUAGUCUGUGUGUUGGACUUCCUUUUCAUGGAGGAAGCUCCUGACCUUCAUGUGACCUUCACAGCAGAAGCAUGCACCAGUCCUGAGUGAACCGCCUGCUGUGGAUUGACACUAACUCCCGCCUUAGCUUUGAGUGUGUCCGAGUCUGUAGGUUUGGUGGAGCUGUGGCUUUUUUCUGUGUGUGCUGCUCAUCUAACCCCAAACCCUCCUAAUGACUGAAGAUAGACAUUGAAUCUUUCAGUCGAUCAAUAAUGGUUCUUUUUCUCUGUAUUUUAUAAUUAUAUUGGUUGUAACUGC
Molecule: messenger RNA, 1535 nt
Organism: Oryzias melastigma (Indian medaka)
Lineage: Eukaryota; Metazoa; Chordata; Actinopteri; Beloniformes; Adrianichthyidae
Product: patatin-like phospholipase domain-containing protein 7
Exons: 8
Biological process (GO): lipid metabolic process
Cellular component (GO): endoplasmic reticulum
Molecular function (GO): phosphatidylcholine lysophospholipase A1 activity
Source: RefSeq, a predicted model, not a curated record